Acanthosepion pharaonis is the source of this 663-nucleotide messenger RNA. NCBI's taxonomy places the organism in Eukaryota, Metazoa, Mollusca, Cephalopoda, Sepiida, Sepiidae. The record is from the annotation of a GenBank genome assembly.
AUGAGGUCAGUAGGAGCCGUAUGCGCAGGUAUUUCUCGCCUCGUUUUCAUAUUAAUCGAACAGGGUAUCCACAAUGACACCUUGGCAGUUGCCGGGUAUAUAAACGACGGGAAACAGAGAAAAUCCGCCGUAUCUCUCCCUCCCUCUCUGUUUAACUGUACGGGUGUUUGCUUGCGUCGAACAUCUAUCUAUCUAUCUAUCUAUCUAUCUAUCUAUCUAUCUAUCUAUCUAUCUAUCUAUCUAUCUCAGUCUGUUCAUAUCUAUCUAUCUAUCUAUCAGUCUGUUCAUCUAUCUAUGUAUCAUAUCUAUCUAUCUAUCUAUCUAUCUAUCUAUCUAUCUCAGUCUGUUCAUAUCUAUCUAUCCCAUCUGUUCAUAUCUAUCUAUCUAUCUAUCUCAAUCUGUUCAUUAUCUAUCUAUCUAUCUAUCUAUCUAUCUACCUACCUAUCUAUCUAUCUAUCUAUCUACCUACCUAUCUAUCUAAUUCAGUUUGUUCAUAUCUAUCUACCUACCUAUCUAUCUCAGUCUGUUGAUAUCUAUCUAUCUAUCUAUCUAUCUAUCUAUCUAUCUAUCUCAGUCUGUUCAUAUCUAUCUAUAUCUCUCAGUCUGUUCAUAUCUAUCUCUCUCAGUCUGUUCAUAUCUACCUAUCUAUCUGAGAUGUUGUGA